GAGUGUUUAAGCGAGAGGGAGCCUGCCGCCUGCCAUGGCCACCGUGCUCUAUAAUAGAGCAAGAUUGGUCACCUACCUACCAGGGUUUUAUUCCUUAGUCAAAAGAGUUGUAAAUCCCAAGGCUUUUUCUACAGCAGGUUCCUCUGGCUCAGAUGAGCCUCAUGUUGCAGCAACACCUCCUGAUUUAUGUCCAAGAACUGUAUGGCCAGAUGAAGUAAUGGGUCCAUUUGGCCCUCAGGACCAGAGAUUCCAGUUGCCUGGUAAUAUUGGUUUUGACUGUCACCUAAAUGGCACCGCUUCUCAGAAGAAAAUCCAAGUUCAUAAAAGUCUGCCUGACGUAUUAGCAGAGCCUUCACCAAGUGAAAGACAUGAAUGUGUAAUGGCACAAUACAUAAAUGAGUUUCAGGGUUCUGAUGUUCCACAUAAGCAGCAAAUAAAUAGUGCUGAAACAUACUUUGAGAAUGCAAAGGUAGAAUGUGCAGUACAAGCUUGUCCUGAACUGUUACGAAAAGACUUUGAGUCGAUGUUUCCAGACGUGACUGCCAAUCGUUUAACAGUAUUAACUGUUACCCAGAAAACUAAAAAUGAUAUGACUGUAUGGAGUCAAGAAGUGGAGGAUGAGAGAGAAAUCCUGUUAGAAAACUUCAUUAAUGGUGCCAAGGAGAUUUGUUACGCAAUUUGUUCUGAAGGCUAUUGGGCUGACUUCAUUGAUCCAUCCUCAGGACUGGCAUUUUUUGGACCAUAUACAAACAACACUCUGUUUGAAACAGAUGAACGCUACCGCCACUUGGGAUUCUGCAUUGAUGAUCUUGGCUGCUGCAAAGUUAUUCGUCAUAUCAUCUGGGGUACUCACGUGGUUGUAGGAAGUAUUUUUACUAAUGCUGAACCUGACAGCCCAAUCAUGAGAAAACUGAGUGGAAACUAGCAUCCAACAGAGUUUCACAAGUUCAUGUAUGACCUCUGCAUUCUUUUACUUGGUGAUUCUCUAUAAGCAUUGUCAGGAAAUGCCAUGCUUUGAAGUAUUCUUACAUAGAUUAAAUAAAGUGUCUGUUAUUUAUUUUAGUCUUUGUGAAAUAUGUAUUCACCACGUGUGACUUAGAAUAUUGACAGUGUUUUAACAGAUACCUACAUCUGUCACGUGAAUUUUAAGCUGUGAGUUUUCUUCAUCUUGAAUGAGUUUUAAAAAGUAUGUACAUAGCUCCCUGUGUAUCCUUUUUAAAUACUAUAUCGCAAACCACCCGUAAGUGACUAUUUCAUCUGUCAGUGUCUCUGACAAAUCCAUGUUCUUUGCAUUAAAAAUCCUGAUGCUGUUAAUGUUUUUAAGGAAUUUUGCCAUUUACAGGAAUAAGGCUAAAGUUUCGUCUGUUCCCCCAAAAUGUGAAACUCAAAUUGCAGCAGUGAGUGUUGGACUAAUCACUCAUUCACUGCUCUGAAAGGAGAAUAACGAGAUAAGCUCUGUGAUCUGUAACUAUGAGUAAUACUUAAGUAGGAAAACGUUCACUUGAUUGCUACAUCAAGACACUCUUGGUAAAAAGUCUUAAAUUAUUCUAGAAUCAGUCAUCUCAAUGUUUUUUGUCUUCAUGGUGCUUGGGAUUUUAUUUUCUCAGCGUUAGAGCUAAAUAUGUAUAAUUUGCUUAUAUAUUCAAAUGCAAUUUAAAGAUAUUUUUGUAACUUUCUUAGGUAAUUAAAUACAUUGUUUUCAAAAAAAGAUAAUUGUCAGGGCAAUAGUUAGAUAUCAUCGACGUGUUUUUCCUGUACUUGGAUCUACUUGAGAUUUUUCUCUAAUUUUGAAAUGCCUGAGCAAAUGGCAAUUAUGAUCAAUUAUAAAAGUAUUUCAGUAGGAAGGCUUCAGUAAACAAGUCAGUCUAGGCAUUAUAAAAACCAUCACGUCAAUUCAAGUUACUGGAGAAAGAACAAGAACUGGAGAAGGAACAAGAAAAUUCAAGGUGUCUGAAAUUCCAACACUCUUUGUCAGCUGCCUCACUACAGAAACUAAGUAACAAACUAGAUUUUAAUCUCUCAGUCAAUUAUCAGGGCCAUUUGUUAAUACCCAACUGCUGUAGCUAUGCCAGUUGAUGCAACAAUGGGAAUCCUUUAGUCUUGAUUCAGUCAAAACGUAAUGCAACUCUUGUCUGGGUAAUGGCUGCAUAAGAAGAUACUUGGAGAUUUAGCUUCCUUUCAAGAAGCUAGGGGUUUUAUGCAUCAUAUCUUUUUCCAGUAUUGACAAUUACAUAUUUAAAACUCUUUUCCUGGGUUUGUAUACUACUUCUAAUCCCUACUCAGGGUCUAACCCACUUAUCACCACAGUCUUUUUGUUGGCUUUAAUGGAUUUAGAGCCAGCUCCCUUACUAAGUGCCUGUAUAUGUCCCUGUUAAUGAUUGCUGCAAGCUCAUGACUUUCCUCCGUUGUGGAGAUGGCAGUGGUGAAGAAUCUCUCCCCUGGAAAACUGAGUGCUGUCUGCUUUAAAUUCACUGUCACAAAGCCUCCAGUUCAGAGUUUACCUUGCUUUUACCUACCAUCGUUGUCGUUGCUGUUGGUUCCAGGCUGCACACAUUCCAAGGCUGAAGCAUACGGGUGCCGAGGCAGGAUUUGUUUAUCACUUUGUCAUGGACCUGGUGCUGUUUUUUGCCAGAGCCCCGGUUCUCUAUUGUCCAAGAAGUUUGGUGGGAUUUUUUUCUUUUUUGGACUUCAUCCUCAAGAGAAAGAUCCCCAAAAUAGUAGAGCGGGCUUUUCAUGAGGUGUUGUCUGUUUGCAAAGCCAAGUGAAACAGUCAUUUUGCAGAAAGCAGGUUACCUCGUUUGAUAAAAGAUGGUUAGUGUCUUGGUACACAAUAGAAAUACACUGUUGUAGAAGACUUCAUUGGAUAAAUAUUAGAAAAAUAAAUUCUGUGAAAUGGUUCAUAUGUAUAUAUUUUAACUCCCUUGGAGACGCUUAAUACUGUCUUUUUUUCAAGUGACUUUGCUGUACUUUUCUAUGUUUUGUAAUGCAAAAAAUAAUGUUUCAGGCAGGUAUCCAAAUAAACUUGGGACAUUAGGUUUUGAAUUCAUACCCUUUAAAGUUUCAUGCUGGAAAGCCAUACAGUGGCUUUUAAAAUGGUUUCAACUUGCUGCAGAACCUUGUCCUCACUGAAGAUAGUGGAAGUUUUGUCUUGACUUCACUGACACUAAUAUUUCAGGCCAGAAUUUGAGGGGAGGUAAGAUUUCCUGCUAUUUUACUAAAUGAUAACUUUUUCUGCUACAUACAUGUUUACUGAAAUUCUCAAAAGAGGCUAGUACUGAUCAAAUUCUACUUCCCUCAUAACAAAAUAAAUACAUUGUAUGUUAACUUGCUUCUAUGAAAUAAAAGUUCUUGAAUACAGUGUGAUUAACUUUACUUUUGAUAAUAAAAGUCAAAACAUUUU
Molecule: messenger RNA, 3400 nt
Organism: Struthio camelus australis
Lineage: Eukaryota; Metazoa; Chordata; Aves; Struthioniformes; Struthionidae
Source: RefSeq, a predicted model, not a curated record